Molecule: messenger RNA, 537 nt
Organism: Eimeria mitis
Lineage: Eukaryota; Apicomplexa; Conoidasida; Eucoccidiorida; Eimeriidae
Exons: 2
Coding region: 1-537 (178 amino acids)
Source: RefSeq, a predicted model, not a curated record
AUGUCUUGGCCGUGGCUCCCUGCUGCUGCUGAAGCAGCAGCAGCACCAGCAGCAGCAGCACCAGCAGCAGCAGCAGCAAGACCUGGCGUUGCAGCCUCAACAAGCGACACAGCAGCCGGCUUAAGAGCUGCAGCAGCAGAAGAAACAGCAGCAGCAACAGCAGCAGCAGCAGCACAGCAGCAGACAGCUGCAGAAUGGGGGGGAGUAGGAGGCUCCCUCUGGUCUUGGUGGUCUAUUGAGCCGGCGUACUCUGCUGCUGCUGCGCCCCAUACUGCAGCACCAGCAGCAGCAGCAGCAGCAGCAGCAGCAGCAGCAGCAGCACAAGCAGCAGCAGGAGCAGCAGGAGCAGGAGCAGCACCAGAGACGGCGGUGGCAGCAGAAACACCAGCAGCAGCAGCAGCAGCAGCAGCAGCAGCAGAUUGGGAGUCGCCCGAAGAGACAAACAAUAUUCCCCUUCGCACCCAGCAGCAGCAGCAGCAGCAGCAGCAGCACCAGCAGCAGCAGCAGCAGCAGCAGCAGCUGGGGAUGGAUAACUGA